UUCUAUGACAAGCUACUUACUCAAUCCAAACUAGUUCACUCAACCCCACUGCCUCUCACCAGUGAACGUAGAAAUGUCAUCACAAUCAGAAGGUCCAAGUGGAAUCCUGGAACUGAAUAAGUGCGGGGGGCAUUGACUGACUAGCAACUAUCAGGCGGGGCAACCUUAUCCAACAACCCACUUUCAAAUCAAAUUACCCCUCUCCAAAUCUCCAUCUCUUGUCCAAAGCAUAAUCCUAAAAAGCAAACUUGCUUCCUUUGCAUAAUCAAGCAGACAAGGCGUAACAAAACAACAACAUGUCGACCGUUCACCGUAACCCUCCUUUCCGAGCCGAGCACUUGGGCUCCCUGCUCCGUCCUAAGGACUUCUUGAAGCAGAGAGCGGCUUUUGAGAGUAAGGAGAUUGGACAGGAGGAGUUGACGAAGGCGGAGAAUGAAUCUAUCAAUGCGGUUGUUGAGGUGCAGAAGGAGGCGAAGUUUAGUGCUAUUACUGAUGGAGAGUAUCGGUAUGUUGCCCUUUUUUAAAAUUUGUUCUCGGAUUGAGGUGUUUGGCUUUAAGGGAUGUGAAUGGAGUUUGCGAUGAGCUGAGACUGACGAAAAAACAGACGUGCAGUCUUCUGGGGAAACUUCUUCGAAGAUCUCGAAGGCAUGACGGAAAUCCGUCAACCAUCCAUGGAUCUCUUCCGUCCGUACGUCCCAGAUAUCGCAGGCUUCAUCGAGAAAGGUCAUAAACCUGGACAAUCAUGUCUCUGCACCUCCAAGAUUAGCCACAAGGGUAAAAGCACCCUGAUUGAUCAAUUCGAGUACCUCAAGACCCUGACUCCUAAGGAGAAGUGGGGUGAGAUUAAGUUGACGAUGAUUGCUCCUCCUUGGUAUCAUCUUAGAUACAAGGAUGGAAAGCCGUAUCCUAAGGAGGUUUACAAGAAUGACGAGGAGUACUUUGCCGAUAUUGCGAAGGCGGUUAGUGUCGAGUUGGAUAUUUUGUAUGAGGCUGGUGUGAGAAAUGUGCAAUUUGACGAUCCCAACUUUGCUUGUAAGAAUCCUCUUCCUGUCCCCCUAUUCAUCCCCCCAUAUUUGUUCCGAACCUUUCACUUACAAGAACCUCAGACUUCUGCUCCGAGAAGAUGCUUGCAGGCUGGAUCGAAGACAAAACCAACACCAAAACCGCCGAAGAAACCCUCGACUCCUACAUCCAAUGCUACAACGACUCCAUCGCCGCCCACACCUCCAAGAUCCACUUCGGCCUGCACAUCUGUCGCGGGAACUUCAUGGGCUCCCGCCACUUCUCCGAGGGAGGCUACGACCGCAUCGCCACCAAGCUCUUCCAAAACCUCAACGUCGCAACCUACUACCUCGAGUACGACACCCCACGUGCAGGCGGUUUCGAACCUCUCCUCCACCUCCCCGCCCACAAGAACGUCAUCCUCGGUGUCAUUACCAGUAAAUUCCCCGAGCUGGAAGACAAGGAGAAGAUAAAAGAGCGGAUCUUUGAUGCUGCGGAUGUUAUCGCUAAAGGUGCGGGCACGGAUCGAAAGGAGGCGUUGAGCAGGAUGGGCGUCAGUCCUCAGUGUGGAUUUGCGAGUCAUGAGGAGGGCAAUCUUUUGGGCUGGGAGGAUAUGAAGAAUAAGUUGAAGUUGGUGAGGAGUAUUGCGGAUGAUGUUUGGCCUGGUGAGCCGUAGAUGGGGAUGUUUUCGCAUCUUAACUUUGACGCGGGCUCUUAUUUGGGCGGACUGCGUGUGUAUGUAUGGUCUUGGGAGACGGCGAAGAACGAAUCAACCUCGGCAUCAAAAGUAUUUAAAUUAAAAAAUCGAAAAGUUCAACACUUGGAUAUAUCUUGGCGAAAUAGGCAAUUGAAAGGUCUCUGUGGUUCUUUUCGUUUUGUAGAAGAGAUUAUGUAAAGGCGCAUGGCUGGGAAACUUUUUUCACACUUCACAAGCAUUUCAGGGUAGGUAAUUGAGAGAACUCGCUAAGCGAGACCCCUAACCCAAACUGAGAUCCCCUUGUCGCUACAUUCAACAAAUCAAAUCAAAUAUAAAUCUAC
Messenger RNA from Hymenoscyphus albidus, 2040 nucleotides. Lineage: Eukaryota; Fungi; Ascomycota; Leotiomycetes; Helotiales; Helotiaceae. The record is from the annotation of a GenBank genome assembly.